Messenger RNA from Opisthorchis viverrini, 2205 nucleotides. RefSeq lists its product as hypothetical. The transcript has 7 exons. The record is from RefSeq and is a predicted model, not a curated record. NCBI's taxonomy places the organism in Eukaryota, Metazoa, Platyhelminthes, Trematoda, Opisthorchiida, Opisthorchiidae. Bases 1 to 2205 code for a protein of 734 amino acids. Gene Ontology annotation, cellular component: integrator complex. Gene Ontology annotation, biological process: snRNA processing.
AUGAAUCACUCCACUUUGUGUUUACAGCUUUUACGUUCUGGACACUUACUGCCUUUGGAAAGCUUGCACCACACACCAACCGUAAAGGGUCUCGGUGAUCCACAGUCCCGAAGUGAUUCUCCUGCAAUAUCCACGUCACCGCUCGUGUUGGGACCAAACACACGCCCCGGUGACUGGUUUUCCUCCGGCGCUGCUACAACCACCAUCAGUACGACCGCUGCUCCCGGGGCAGCCACACUGGAUACCAGCACAAUUGUAGCUCUUGCCACACCUUCUGCUCGAGAUCGCCAGGCUGGUCUUUCAGGAGGUAUUUGGCCUAGUUCUCCGUGCCUCAUUUUUGCAAGCCACCCAAGCCUGAGGUUUGGAUCUGUGGUCCAUCUCAUUCGAGCACUGGCUUACGGUGACCUACGGCCUGGAACACGUACCGCUCAAGCGGGUACCCCGGCUCCUCGACAUUCAAUCAUCCUAGUUGAAUCCGGAGACUACAUUUACAGUCCGACAACCCUCGGUCCUGCGCGCUGUCUCCAGCAUCUGCUCAGUCCCUACAUCCUGCGUUCAUCCGAUAAAUCCUCAGAUACCAUUUGUUCUACUUCUCAAUCUCCAACUGGUGUACCGACUUGCGACUUGAGCGAAACAGCAACAGUGUUUUGGUUGCCUAUGGAAGCUCGUCUCGGCCCAGAGGAAUUACCGCAUUUACUCUCUCGAUGCCGCUCGCCUCGUCUUACUUUGUGCCUGCCUACUGAGAUGGCACCCUAUCUAGUUGAAUCUUUGAGCUCCUGUAACUUCACGACGCAUUACAUUGCUGCUGGUCAAAAAUUACGCCUGCCGACCCUCGGUUCUCAAAUGCAACCGGUGCGUCUGUCAGCCCAAUUGGUGCGUCAUCUACGACCAGUCCACGUGACCGACCCACACUCCAAAUCUGUAAAGACCACAACCAAAGGUCAGUCUGACCCUAGAACCAAACCAGGAAUUCUUGCCAAAUCGGAUGUUUCCACAACAAUUUUGUCAAGUGAUCAUGAUCAAACGUUGCCAAGUGGCAGCAAACGCAUUUCAGCACCGUCAACCGACAGUACGGAGCCAGAUAUUAAGCGCUUCCAUAAAAUGGACACCAACGUCGUUCAGUCAAGCGUCGAAAACUCUUGUUUGGCCCUUGUUGAUGGUCUGUUGACAAGUCGAGAUGGGAAAUACUGGCUGAAUGACCCACGAGAACUAGAGUCUUCCGGUACAUCACGGUUUUCGUCAAAUCGAACUGUUCGACCCUCCACACCGCCAAUUCCAGCCGCGUUGGCUGGACGCCGCGGUGAAGAUGAGGUGAAAUCCUCGGGCCAGUCGAUCAAAUCGGAUAAUCGUGUUUUCGUCAGCCAUAUCCCGCGCAUCGAACCGUUUCGACUGAUCAAGGAGCUCACAGAACGGGGCGUGACAGGUGCUUAUUUGGCAGACAAGUCGAUGGUUUCGCAUAUUGCGCAACGCUUUCCCACACGGGACCACUGUGAAUCAGACGCCGCGAACGCACAGUCUGCGGAUUAUAUCCUUUUCCCAAACCCGAACACAGUUAUUCAACUCGCGGACCAUAGCAGUCACAUCCUGACUGCCGACGAAGGCACACGGGCAACCAUUCGGGAUAGCAUCCUUUCCUGUUUGUUACAGCUGGAAACUCGGAGCGCGAAUUCACUGACCGGAAUAUCCGUGAUUCAAGUCGGACCUCUGCCUCUCGAAUUCCCCUGUCUAGGCUUGGGCAACCUGGCAGUAUCCCAGCCUUCGUGCUUCCUUCAUGUGGCAUGGCAGCUAGGCACCGAAAGGGUGUUGCAGCUGAAUGAUUUCAAGCCCUUACUUUCUGUUUUGUUUCAAGUGCCAUCUAUGACUUCAUCUACGGAAACGAUUCCGAUGUACUCGAAACCAGCAAACCUUUCGUUCGAACAGCCUUUGGCUCAAAAGUCUAGCAGCAAGGCAGUGGUGUUCAGCUGGAAAUGCAAGUACAUUACUAUUUUUUACGGAACACGUCGCAAUACAUUUUCCAACCUGGAGGGCCAGGAGACUGUGUUCGUCAGACCUCUACCCAUGGACCAACCUGGUAUGAGAGACUGUGUGAGCAUCGUGCGAAAACUACCCAGUAUAGUUCAAUGGGUCACCGAGGUACACAAACCGCCGCACCACGGUAAGGUCCAGUUUCUUCGUGACGGUCGUGAAGCGUUGGCGCUUUCGUAG